Messenger RNA from Cucurbita pepo subsp. pepo (vegetable marrow), 1743 nucleotides. The record is from RefSeq and is a predicted model, not a curated record. Lineage: Eukaryota; Viridiplantae; Streptophyta; Magnoliopsida; Cucurbitales; Cucurbitaceae.
UGCUUCCAGGUUUCAGAAUUCUUAUCAUUUGCUUCGUGGUGGUUCUUUAUGAUAUUUUGUUUAGCAUGAUGUUCUCACAAGUGAAUAUUUGGAUUUGUUGGACGCAUCAUGUAUUUCUCUUGUAAUUUUGAUUGAAGAUGUCAGGUGCUAUAAUCACCAUGGUUGGCUCUAUGGCAAAGAUUAGUUGCACACGCACAUUUUUUAGUUUGUGCAGAUCUUAGCAGCUAUUACCGAACAUUGAUGUCCUGUGAGUUUUUACCAUGCUCUAAUUACUGCAGAGCUAGGUAAUAGUCUUCCGGAAUUUAUUAAGAGUAGAUCCGAUCCAGUCUAUCCAAAUACCCCUAUGAGCAAAUUACACAACGAAGGAACAAAGAACGAAAAGAAGAUACCUGCUGCUUUAAAGGUUUCAAUAUCAUGUUGGAAUUGCAUGUAAAACAUCCACUUGGAUAAAGCUGGCAGGGCAAUGAAUGAUAUUUCUUAUGGCAAGCUGCUCAUUAUAGGGUUUGAGUAAGAAUGUACCCGGGGUAAAUUAUCUGUUUCUCUUUGUUUUAUGAUAAAUUUUGCCCCAAAUUCGCAAUUUGAAGCCUGUACUGUUUCUCCUUCAUUGCUGCUGCUACAGGCUGGAAAGAGACCUUAAGCUGUUCCAUUUUUUUGGCCCUUCUCUGGGUCCUUGUGACCCACUGCCCACAUCUGCCCUGAAUAAAGUGGUUGGUCCAAUAGGAUCGAGUUUGUCUUUUGAUACAAUUGCUCUUGAUAAUUCAAAUCUAAGAAGGGAAAAAAAUCAUUAAUGCUAUAACUACCUGCUGUUGCGACAUUGACUGCUAUAUGUACAGGCCUAUGCAUAGCUUAAACGUUAACUGCCGUGGGACUUCUUUUUCAAUGACUUGUUUCUACCUCUAAAUGCUAGGUUGGGUACUGGAGUGCUCUUUUGAAGGACCCCUAAUGUUGAUUGGGGGCCAGGAGAUUAUUGGUGAUGGAUGGGGAGCUUUCCUUUUCUGUAUGACCAAUGGGGCCGCAAUUUUGGUUCAAGAAAGGCAGCCAGGUACUCCACAAAUAUUUAAAGAAAGAAUGGCCUACUCUCCUGGCGAUCCCAAUCUCCAACAAACGAGACAAAUUUCUUACUCCCAACAGCAUAUGUAGCAGCAUGGGUCAUCAAGGCAAUGUUCCAAUAUUGCAGUGGAUAAGAUGGAAGUCUAGAGUGAUUUCUUCGGCAGAGGUUCCAAAAUCCAUGUUCAUCUUGUGCAAGAUGAUAGUCGACAUGUCCUACGCCUGGAAUGUCUAUCAGUUGAGUGCACUGAAAACUUGGCCAUCUUACACCACAAAAGCUGAAAAAGAAGAAAGAUUUUCUGCAAAGCAAUUGAUUCUAUUUGCUCCCUUCAAUUUAAAAAGUCUUAUACAGUGAGGGCCAUCCAAACAGCCAAUAAAGAUUUAUUAUCUUUUGCUACAUGAUUACCAUUUGAAUUGGUAAGUAUUUUAUUGACCCAUGUUCCCUAUUCCCUCUGCAUUUCUUAGAACCACCCCAGAUAAUCAGAGAUUUAAGGCCCUGCUUGGUUGCUUGUUGGACCAAAACAAUUCUUAGUUUAUUACAAUAUUUUAUUGACCAUGUGGUUCUCUUUUCUUGUUUGCAACACAGCCACACACAUCUAUAUCAUAUGUCACAACAUUUAACUUUUUCAACAGCAAAAGCUGUGAAAAUGAGAGCCACAAAAUCCAAAGUUCAGACCUUUUGCUUUGUAAACUCCA